Messenger RNA from Rhodotorula graminis WP1, 1178 nucleotides. RefSeq lists its product as uncharacterized. Gene Ontology annotation, molecular function: microtubule plus-end binding. Gene Ontology annotation, biological process: spindle assembly; protein localization to microtubule plus-end; regulation of microtubule polymerization or depolymerization. The transcript has 7 exons. The record is from RefSeq and is a predicted model, not a curated record. NCBI's taxonomy places the organism in Eukaryota, Fungi, Basidiomycota, Microbotryomycetes, Sporidiobolales, Sporidiobolaceae. The coding region runs from base 1 to 870 and encodes 289 amino acids. Gene Ontology annotation, cellular component: cytoplasmic microtubule; spindle midzone; microtubule organizing center.
AUGGCCAGCUCGCGCACAGAGCUCCUCGAGUGGAUCAACGACCUCCUCCAGCUCAGCCUGACCAAGGUCGAGCAAUGCGGCACGGGAGGCGUCUACUGCCAGAUCAUCGACUCGAUCUUUGGUGACGUCGCCAUGAACAAGGUCAAGAUGCAGGCCAAGCAGGAGUACGAGUACCUCGCCAACUUCCGCGUCCUCCAGAACAGCUUCAAGGUGCACGCCAUCGACAAGGCGCGUCCCUCCCUUCCCAUCCCUGUCGACCGCCUCGUGCGCUGCAAGAUGCAGGACAACCUCGAGUUCCUCCAGUGGCUCAAGCGCUUCUGGGACAUGAACUUCCCCGGCGGCGAGUACGACCCGGUCGCCCGUCGAGGGGGUGCCGGCGGACCGAGUGCGGGUGCGGCGGGGCCCGGACCGCGUGCGCCGUCCGCGACGGGCGCGGCAAGGGCUCCUCCGGCGGCGGCAGCGAGGCGACCAGCUGCUACGGCAGCCCGCACCUCUGCGGCGCGUCCCGUCGGCGGCGCCGCACGCGUCGGCGGGCCCUCGGCACGGUCCUCAUCGGCGGCGAGCAGUCGCGGCGUCGACCCGGCCGCGCUCGAGGCGCUCACGGGCCAGAUGAACGAGAUGAAGCUUUCGGUCGAGGGUCUCGAGAAGGAGCGCGACUUCUACUUCAACAAGCUGCGCGACAUCGAGAUCAUCAUCGGCGCGAGGCUCGAGAUCUCCGAGCAAGAGCCGGACGGCAACGGCGUCACGGACGCCGAAAAGGAGACGCUCCUCCAGAUGCAGCAGAUCCUGUACAGCACCGAGGAGGGCUUCGAGGUCCCCGAAGAUGCGCAGGAGGAGCUCGUCAACGAGGAGGAGGAGGAGACGUUCUGAGCGUGACCGGCCCGUCCUACGUCCGUCGAUCCUCGUCGCAAGGCCCGUUUCAAGCUGUCGACAGGCGCCUUACACUCGUCGACCGCCACAAGAUGCGCCUUGCCCUCGCCCUCCUUCUCCCACCUCUUUCCCUUCUUCCCCUCUGCCCACCUCGUCCGCCCACUUCGCAUUUCGUUACACCUCACGCCCGCCGAUACGCCCUCCUUGCCAGUCACUCUCCCUCCUACUGCCGUAGAGCUCCCCGAUACCCAGUCAACCGCGCUCUCGCCGUUCGCGCGCGCAAUGACCUCGUCCUUCUCUCUCUCUCG